UAUUUUGUAGAGCUGUCGUAUCUCGGCGUUUUCGGUCCUUUAUGAAUAUUUAGUUUAACUUAGUAUUUAUUUUAACGUAUAUCACGCACAAAUGCGUCACUGUAUUCUUAUAAACAAACUGCCAACGUUGUCGGUGACGGACAUUUUACUGUGUACCUUUUAAUUACUACAUAGACAUAGUUUAGCAUGGCAUGAACUAUCUAUAUUAAUAGACGUACUCCAUGUACUUUAUAGUGGCGUUCAAAGGUGUAAAGUGUGGAUAUUGCUGUGGCUACUGUGUAAACGAAGAAGGGUACAGUGAAGCUGCAUAGUAUGAAGUAAACACAAAACUUCAAGUAAAUAACAACACAUUUCGUUUACAGUCUUUUUUGUGCAUAUUAACAAGGCAUGUGGUCCCAUAAUAUGACAGUGCAGGACUACCAAGAUCUCAUCGACAGAGGCUGGAGGAGAAGUGGCAAAUAUGUUUACAAGCCUGUUAUGGAUAAGACAUGCUGCCCACAGUACACCAUCAGGUGCCAUGCUUUGAACUUCCAUCCGUCGAAGACUCACAAAAAGACCUUGAAGAAGGUGAACCGGUUCCUCUCCAAAGGAGAGAUGCCAGUAGAGAGGCAUGAUGAGGCACGUGAAGGAGAGCCCAUGGUCUCUGCGCAUGAAGAGGGUGUUCAACUACCUCCUCAAGACCCUCUGGAAGUAGACCAUAGUGAUGUACAGGACAUCAGCACCAGCCCAGACACAGACACCACUAACUCGGCUGCACCAACACCGGCCAGAGAAGAUGCAGCGCCCGCCCCAGAAGAGAAAACUCCUAAUGUUACACCCAAACCAGCUAAGGGAGCCGAUCCCAGCAGGCCUCUGGGUCGGAAAGCUAAGGACAUCAGGAAAGAGAGACGACUUCAAAAGGAGCAACAGAAGCAGCAAGACGCAAAGUCUUCCUCUGUGGAUCCCUCCCCAUCAAAAUCUUCAUCUAAUCAGCUCAAGUCUUUGGAGGAGUUCAUUACGGAGUCCUUACCCAAUGACCCUCUGCACCGUCUAGAGGUGAGGCUAGUGCGCUCCAACCCUCCCAGUCCACAGUUCAAAGCUUCGUUUGACGCCUCGUACCAAGUGUACAAACUCUACCAGAUGGUCAUUCACAAGGACCCGCCUGACAAACCUACCGAGAGCCAGUUCAAGAGGUUCCUCUGUGACUCUCCUUUAGAGGCUGAGACGGCUCCUGAUGGUCCUGAUGUGGGCUACGGCUCGUUUCAUCAGCAGUAUUGGUUGGAUGGCAGAAUAGUAGCUGUAGGAGUUCUGGACAUCCUGCCCUCCUGUGUGUCGUCUGUGUACCUCUACUAUCACCCCGACUUCUCCUCGCUCUCACUGGGCACCUACUCUGCUCUCAGGGAGAUUGCCUUCACCAGGCAGUUGCAGAAGCAGUCCCCCAAACUUGCCUACUACUAUCUGGGUUUCUACGUCCAUUCGUGUCCCAAGAUGCGCUAUAAGGGUCAGUACCGGCCUUCAGACCUCCUGUGCCCUGAAACCUACACUUGGGUGUCCAUCGAGAGAUGCAUCCCUCGGCUCGAGAUCUCUGCCUACUCUCGUCUCAAUGAGAACGCCCAUGAAGGUGAUGCUUGUGCACUGAAGGAACUGGGCAGGGUGUUAGUGCUCCACAGGAGGACAGUGAUGCCCUAUGUGGCCUACGCCCGUAAGCGGAAGGGUUCGAACGACGAGAAGGAAGUGGAGCAGUACGCUAGUCUGGUGGGCCAGACGUGUGCAGAGAGAAUCCUGCUCUACAGAGCCUAGAGCCCCUUCAUACCUUGCAACCCUCUGUCUGUCUUUCAAAACAUGAAAGUGUUUGUCCUCUUGUACGCUUGUCUGUUUAUUGUCUUCCUGAUUGUUUAUUUGUCUUUUUUAUGUCUUCUCCCCAUCUGUGUGUACAGUUUUGUUAUGCUGUGCGGUGUCGUAAUCUCUUUGAACUCUACUUUUAGAUUUUCUGGCCGGCAGCGCUUUGUAAUAAUCACACUCGCACACAUGCAACACGCAGCCACGAACAUGUUAUCUCAUAGUGUAUCCCAAAAUAUUACCCAUUUACAAGUCACCAAUCACAUUUUAACUAGCUAUAUAACAAGAAAGGAUGUGCGAUAGGGCAGAUUCUCAUUCUGAAUCUGUUGGGUUGGGUAUUUCUAGACUGUCGUGACCCUGAAACAUUUGGCCUCUGGUGACAUGGAUUACCGCUUUCCCAAAGUCUUAAAUGUUCCCGAUAUUCGUGUUCUUCUAAAGUGACUAAUUUUAUCCAAAGCUAUGAUGUUGAGAGACUUUGCUGGAGGGUUGAAUCAAUCCAUAUUCCUGUGGAACAGAUUUUUAUUUUCUCACUUUGUCUUUCAGUUAUAAUAAGUAAUAGCUCGAGUGCUUUUAUUUUAAUACUAUUGUUUUCUUUCAAACUAAAUAAAAAAAUAUAAGU
Messenger RNA from Carassius gibelio (silver crucian carp), 2437 nucleotides. Its product is annotated as arginyl-tRNA--protein transferase 1. The transcript has 12 exons. Gene Ontology annotation, molecular function: arginyl-tRNA--protein transferase activity. The record is from RefSeq and is a predicted model, not a curated record. NCBI's taxonomy places the organism in Eukaryota, Metazoa, Chordata, Actinopteri, Cypriniformes, Cyprinidae. Bases 388 to 1779 code for a protein of 463 amino acids. Gene Ontology annotation, biological process: protein arginylation. Gene Ontology annotation, cellular component: cytoplasm.